GUGUCUUUAAGAAAGUCACGUGACAUCAAACAAGGAAACAGUCGGAAGCAGGAAGUUCGUCUACGAAGAAAGAGCUGUGCUAAUAAACAAUACACAAAGGAGCUAAACUCUUCAGGAAAAACGCAAUGGCUGGUAUAAAAGCACUUGUUGGAUUGUCCUUCAGUGGUGCUAUAGGAUUGACAUUUCUUCUGUUGGGAUGUGGACUGGAGCAAUACGGGGUGUACUGGCCUCUUUUUGUUCUGAUUUUCUAUGUCCUGAGCCCCAUCCCGACCUUCAUCGCAAGACGUGUCAGUGAUGAUGACUCCUCUAGUAAUGCCUGCAGAGAGCUGGCUUAUUUCAUAACCACUGGCAUUGUUGUAUCAGCUUUUGGGCUUCCUAUUAUACUUGCCCGCACCAGCACUAUUCAAUGGGGUGCUUGCGGACUGGUGAUGACUGGAAACGCCGUAAUUUUCCUCACCAUUCUUGGAUUUUUCAUUGUGUUUGGAGGUGGCGAUGAUUUUAGCUGGGAGCAGUGGUAGAGACCAGUAAACACACAACAAUAAAAAAAAAAGUAUGUGUAGGUGGAUGGUUGAAUGGACAGAGUGCAGAAUAACAGGCUACUGUGUUCUGCACUGUGCAUGGGUUUGCUCAAGUGCCUUAUGUCUGAAAGCAUAUACAAACACUAAAUUGUAUACUUUUCUAUUGUAAAUACGCUGCUUUAUUUUAUACAUAUAUGCAGCAUUUCCAGGCACAUGUUGGUAAACAGAUCUGUCUCGCUUUAGUCUAAUACUGUAACUCCAAAUGGCCCUGAAAGGCAGUUGUAUGCCUACAAACGUAAAAUAUGGGCUUUUUUAUCUUUAUUGUCGGAGGAUUAUAUAUUUAAGAUGAACAUUCUGUUAAGUAGUUUUUUCCAGCUUGAAAUUGUCCCAAUAGAUGUGCUAGUACACACAGUGCCUUUACAGACUUUCCAUUAUUCUAAAUCUUUGUCAGGAAAGGGAUACUCACUGAAUAUCAUUUUGAUGCAGCCACAUUCUAUGAGCACUCAAUGUUUAGACUGAGAUGUCUCUUCUGCAGUUUUCUUGUUUUUGGAUGAGGCAAGAUACCACAUAUUUAUCGAUGCUAUACAAUACACAGACAAUUAUAAACUCUUUAUUUAUCUGUACAUACUUUCCACCGCUGGUGCAAUGUUUACAUUUUCACCAAAGAUGACUGAUCCACUGAAGUGUAGGUUAUGUGCUACAUUGCACUGUGAUCCUGUAUAACUUCCAGGACUUUCAAAACAUUUAUUUUUUGAAUGUCAUUAGAAAAUGUAUU
Molecule: messenger RNA, 1293 nt
Organism: Periophthalmus magnuspinnatus
Lineage: Eukaryota; Metazoa; Chordata; Actinopteri; Gobiiformes; Gobiidae
Product: leptin receptor gene-related protein
Exons: 4
Coding region: 126-518 (130 amino acids)
Biological process (GO): negative regulation of growth hormone receptor signaling pathway; late endosome to vacuole transport via multivesicular body sorting pathway
Cellular component (GO): endosome
Source: RefSeq, a predicted model, not a curated record